Molecule: messenger RNA, 1461 nt
Organism: Penicillium maclennaniae
Lineage: Eukaryota; Fungi; Ascomycota; Eurotiomycetes; Eurotiales; Aspergillaceae
Product: putative MFS transporter
Exons: 3
Coding region: 1-1461 (486 amino acids)
Biological process (GO): transmembrane transport
Cellular component (GO): membrane
Molecular function (GO): transmembrane transporter activity
Source: RefSeq, a predicted model, not a curated record
AUGGAGGGACAUGAGGCUAAAGAGGACGUGGGUCCGAGGACGCUUGAGCCCGCGCUUCAGACUACAGCCGAAGAAGAGAAGCAAGAACGCGUCUUGAUUCGCAAAAUCGACUUGCAUAUUCUUCCUUUCGUGGUUCUGUUGUAUCUGUUCAGUUUUCUGGAUCGAGUAAACAUUGGCAAUGCUCGCCUAUACGGACUUGAAGAAGACCUUGGAUUGGUCGGUGACCAGUACCAAAUCUCAGUCUCAAUUCUCUUCGUCACUUACUGCUUCUUCGAGGUUCCUUCAAAUUUGGUCAUUAAGAAACUCAGACCCUCGCGAUACAUUGCGACAAUCUCGGUGAUCUGGGGAAUCAUUGCAACUCUCACAGGCAUUACGCAAAGCUAUGGCGGUCUCAUUGCCUGUCGAAUUCUACUCGGAGUUGUAGAAGCAGGCCUUUUCCCGGGACUCAUGACCUACCUCACCCUUUUCUAUAGUAAACGCGAGAUUGCCCUGCGAACAGGAUACCUAUUCAGCAGCGCUGCGGUCGCAGGAGCCUGUGGCGGUCUCCUCGCCUACGGAAUUGGUUUCAUGGACGGUAUCAGCGGGCUGCGAGGCUGGCGCUGGAUCAUGAUUCUUGAAGGGAUUCCGACUGUUAUUGUGGGCAUCGCGACGUGGUUCUUCCUCGCGGACGAUCCAGACACAGCAUACUAUCUGGAUAAAGAGGAGCGGGCCCUUGUCGUGCGCUGUCGUGCCCGCUACGUGGGACAGACGGAGUCUGCACAGAAAUUCCACUGGGCAGAUGUUAAAGAGGGCGCGAUGGACUGGAAGAUUUAUGCUUUCUGCAUUGGGCAGUUCGGCGUUGAUACCAUGCUCUAUGGGUAUAGUACGUUUUUGCCGACCAUCAUUGAGGGGAUGGGGAAUUGGUCUACGCCGCAGGUUCAGGCUCUUACGAUUCCGUGCUAUGCACUUGGUGCAAUUGUGUACCUGAUUGUGGCAUGGUUGAGUGAUCGAACACAGCACCGCGCGGUGUUUGUUUGCAUGUUCAGCGCUAUUUCCGUCAUCGGGUACGGUAUUCUUAUCGCCGAUGUGCCUUCGGGGGUCCAUUACUUCGGGGCUCUCCUUGUUGCAUUGGGUCUCUACGUUACCGUUGGAUUGCCGCUGGCCUGGCUCCCGACCAAUUUGCCUCGAUAUGGCAAGCGUACAUUUGCUACUGGUUUACAGCUUACCUUUGGUAACGUCAGUGGUGUCAUGUCUCCGUUCCUGUAUAAGAACUCUGAAGCACCGCGAUACGUCAGAGGAAACGCAGUUACUCUAGGCUUGGUUGGGUUUGCCGGUGUCCUUUAUGGUGUGAUGUGGCUUGCUCUACGGGUCAUUAAUAAGCGACGAGCGAGAGGUCUUGAAGACGAGAAGGUUGCUUGCUUGUCAGAAGAAGAAAUUCAAGAAAUGGGUGAUCGGAACCCCAGGUUUGUCUACAGUACUUGA